Messenger RNA from Pelobates fuscus (common spadefoot toad), 528 nucleotides. It is a transcript of the gene FERD3L, whose product is annotated as Fer3 like bHLH transcription factor. The transcript has 2 exons. The record is from RefSeq and is a predicted model, not a curated record. Lineage: Eukaryota; Metazoa; Chordata; Amphibia; Anura; Pelobatidae. The coding region runs from base 84 to 467 and encodes 127 amino acids. Gene Ontology annotation, biological process: regulation of transcription by RNA polymerase II; developmental process. Gene Ontology annotation, molecular function: DNA-binding transcription factor activity, RNA polymerase II-specific; protein dimerization activity; RNA polymerase II transcription regulatory region sequence-specific DNA binding.
GCAUCAAAAGCAAAAUCUACUUCAGAUCACUUUUCUCCAACCAUUCCGAACCCAGUGGGGAAGAACACUACCCUCCAAACACAAUGAUGAGUCCAACUCCAAGUGUGAACCUCUGUGACAGAUUUUAUGACUUUACAGCAUUUGGUGAUGGAACCUUUUCAUUUCAAGAGGAUACCUCUUCGAUGUCCAGAUUUGAAGAUGAAGAAACAGAAUAUGAGGAUGAUUUGCAUUUAUGUUCUCCACUUGGACGACCAAAGCGAAAAAGAGUCAUUACACACACACAGCGUCAAGCUGCAAACAUUCGAGAGAGGAAGAGGAUGUUUAAUCUUAAUGAGGCCUUUGAUUUGCUUCGAAAGAAGGUACCGACAUUUGCUUAUGAAAAAAGACUUUCCAGAAUUGAAACUUUACGUCUAGCAAUAGUUUACAUAUCCUUUAUGACUGAACUUCUUAAGAGCUCUGAGAAGUAAAGUGAAGUUAGAACCAAGAAAAGGUACACAUUCACUAUUUCACAAUGUUAUAGUAAAUUAA